Molecule: messenger RNA, 2760 nt
Organism: Girardinichthys multiradiatus
Lineage: Eukaryota; Metazoa; Chordata; Actinopteri; Cyprinodontiformes; Goodeidae
Product: transmembrane protein 138-like
Exons: 4
Coding region: 1482-1970 (162 amino acids)
Cellular component (GO): cilium
Source: RefSeq, a predicted model, not a curated record
UUUUUUGUUGUUUUGGCAGAGGUUUGAUUGUAUCAUUUUAGAUUGCAGGAUAUGACAUGUUCUGUAGGCAACAAGGACAUUUAAAAUUUACAAGAUUAGGUAAAACAGUACUAAAACCUACGGGCUGUGAGCACACUGACAAAAACAAUGGCUUGCUAAGCUACACUGCAAUUCUUUCUUUUACGUUAUUUUGAGGUGACAAAUAUAUGUCAGGACGGCUAAAUUAUUUUUGAUUAAAAGGGUUAUGCAAAGUCAGAGUAUAAGAACAGCUUAGUUUUUAUCCCUGAUGUGCAUUAAUAAGGGUUGAAAAACUGUAGAUGCCUUUAUUUGCCCGCACAUGUUUUGUGUGCAGUUUAAUGUGCAAAGAAGCCACUAAUGCCACUAACCUAAAAUCUGAGUGGGCCAUGUUUCAAGAGUAAGUAGUCUUCUCCUCCAUGGCCGAGUGUUAAGAAGCGCCCUAAUCUUUCUCACACCUGUCAAGCUUGUGCUGAGCUAUAAAUACUGGGUUCAUGAGCAAAUCCACCAGGUAUCAGUGCAAUGGAUCCUGCUUGAUAGUAGCUUCAUAAGAAGAGACAAGGAGAAGAUUUAUUGUACAACCUUAGAAACAGAAAUAUUACUGAAGAAAGGACUUGUUUUCUCUUUAAUCUACAUGAGGCUAUCUAUAGUCUUUUUAUUCCUGGAAAAAUCAGGAUAUCGUUGUCUUUCCACAACCAGAAAAUAAUGUUAAUUUCAGCAGGAAACUGCCCUUUGGAGCACAUUUAUUUUUAUUUAACAUCCUGUGGUUAAUUGUCAUUUAUUUUCUGGCCUUGGAGUUUUAAGUGAUCUCUAUACAUUUGUUUAAUUUAAAUAUGUUUUAAAAAAAUUAUAUUUUUGUGUUUGUUUUGGUCUCUUUUCUCUAUUUUUCUUUAGAAUGUAUCAAGACAAUAUACCAAACUACAGCAAAGACAUUAGUUCUAUUUAACACAUACAAAUAUAAAAAUAAUGGAUGUUUUAUAUAAAAUAUGCUACUUUAAAGCUCUAACUGCAGUAAAUUACUAAUCUCUUUCUUUCCACAGGGUCUCUACCCUUUUUUCCUCAGGAUCCUGAUGUCUCACCGGUUCUGAUAUGCAAGUCUGCAGGUUGCACUGCACAGCUGCAUCUGCAGGAUCUAUAGCAAUCAAAAGUAACAUGUUAACAUCUCUGAUUUCCUGGCAGCUCAUUUCCAAACCAAAGCUUCCUUUCCAGUUUGAGAGCGCUUUCAUUGUUCCAAAGUAAAUUGAAUUCUUUAAAACAGCAUGGAAUGAAGCUCUAAUGUUAAAUCAAACAGACGUGAUCUGCAGUUGGGAGGGCAGGAGUCUCUGAAUGCCUCACUGAGGCAUCCACACCAUCAGACCUGCUGUGUCCAGAUUGAUGUUUCUCUGUAGUGGGAUUGAGGGAGUGCUGCAGCCUUGGAUCCACAGUGGAACCACAAUCCGCCCGGGCACCCUGCCUUCGGGUCGGAGAUGCUCCAUGCCAGCAAUUACUCCCUUGUGUUGUUGAUUCAGCUCAGUCUGCUCUGGUUUGACCUGUUUGUCAACUCCUUCAGCGAACUGCUGAGGACUGAACCUGCUGUCCAGUUGGUGCUUUUCAUCAUGCAGGACAUUUGCAUCUUAUUUAACUUGAUCAUCAUUCUGUUGAUGCUGUUGAACACCUACGUGUUCCAGGUUGGCCUGGUUGCCAUCCUGCUGGAACGAUUUAGAGCCCUGCUAAUGCUUUCCGCUCUCUACCUGACCUUCAGUAUCAUACUUCAUUCCUGGCUUAUGAAUCUGCGCUGGCUAAACACAAACAGAUUUGUUUGGACAGACGGUCUUCAGGUGCUGUUUGUGUUUCAAAGAUCUGCUUCUGUGUUGUACUACUACUUCUACAAGAGGACCUCAGAGUAUCUGGGUGACCCCCGUCUCUAUGAGGAUUCACCCUGGCUGAGAGAAAUGUUGGCUCGGUCCCGACAGUGAUCUGCAGAGGGAUCCAUAAAGAGCACACAGAGCCACAAGCCAGUUUAAAAUUGCACUGUAAAAUAAUUACCCAUGAAUGAUGUUAAGAAAUGAAAAUCUCAACAUACUCUGGUUGUUUCAAUUCACCUUGUUUUCAGAAUGAGGAAACUUUUAUGUGGAGCUAUUUAUAAUUUAGGAUAUAACAAAUUCACAAACUGUAACAAAACGUCAACGGAGGCCUGAAAUGCAUUUAUUGAAACACGAGGAAAUGCUCUACUUUACAGCUGAGAAAUAUAAUCCAUGACAUUUUCAUUCUCUAAGAGAGUUGUGCCAAAUUUUGCAGUAUUUCAGCAAAAUGUUGAGACCUUAAAAUGAGAUAAACAAAUGCUAUAUGCAUUAUAGCUUUUUGUCACAACAGGGUAACAUUUAAAUCAUCAUGACCAUGUAUAAUAAUAUGUUGCAUUGCAAGUUUAGCAUUUGUGAAUCUUUCAUGCCUCUAUGCAGAGUCACAGCAGAAUCUGAAUGAAAGGUUACGCAAAGUUAGGAAUCUUGUGUUUAUAAAAAUAUGUAAAACAUACGCACUGCACUGUUUUAAUGUGCUCAUGGACAUAAUUUAAUAUACAAUGUCACUUGUUAUUUAAUAUUGUGCAACUACAUGUUUUUUUUCUUUUAUUUAUUUUGUUACAUUCUUUAAAAAAAAGCAAUUCAUUUGUUUGUGCUCUGAGUUGAAUUUUUAUGGCUUCAUCUCUUCAUUUGUUUUAUUUUAAGACAUUCCAAUGUAAAAAUACAAUUAAAUUUUAUUUGAAAUACA